Messenger RNA from Sitodiplosis mosellana (orange wheat blossom midge), 824 nucleotides. RefSeq names its product zinc finger protein 260-like. Gene Ontology annotation, cellular component: nucleus. The record is from RefSeq and is a predicted model, not a curated record. The annotation marks the transcript as partial. Gene Ontology annotation, biological process: regulation of transcription by RNA polymerase II. Gene Ontology annotation, molecular function: DNA-binding transcription activator activity, RNA polymerase II-specific; RNA polymerase II cis-regulatory region sequence-specific DNA binding. Lineage: Eukaryota; Metazoa; Arthropoda; Insecta; Diptera; Cecidomyiidae. The transcript is spliced from 3 exons.
AUGUGUAGUACAGGUGCUAGCACCAGUUGGCGACAGCGAUGCGAAGCCGUAGCGUUGUUUAUGCCCCGGCCGCCAUCAUGGAUAGAACCAUCGGAUGGCAUUGAAGAUUGUUUGGUGACACGAUCAAAAGGAAGUCUUCAAGCAGUGACAGCGACAUCAAACAUCGAAUUGACGGGCGAGCCCGAAUAUGAUUCUGUUCUCGACUGUUAUAUGGAUGGUGUGAAAGAGGAAGUGAAGUGCCAAGAAGAGAAACCAGAAAACGAUAAAUAUUCUUCGGCAAAUUCGAGAUCGGACGGAAAAAAACCAAACGCCCGUGCAGGUCAAGGUGGUGAGCCAGUAGUCGAAUCAAACUUUAAUAGAAAAGGACUAGGUUCAAGUCGUGAAGGAAAGAAUUGCGAUGGAUCCAGAAAGCAAGACAAACGGAAGAUUCCACGGAAUAAGGCGGCGAAGAAACGAAAGGAGCACAAGUGUCAUGUGUGUGGUUAUGUUACUUCGUAUAAAUGCAAUCUCAAAAGCCACAUGCAAGCAAAACACACCGGUGAAAAGCAAUUUAAAUGUGGAAUAUGCGGAAAGAGAUUAAUCGAAAAAGGUCAUCUCAACCAACAUUUAGCCACUCAUGGUGACAAGUUCCCAUUCCGAUGCACCAAAUUUCGCCGAGGAUUCCUAAAUGGAGAUGAUAAAACAGUGCACGAGAAGAUUUGCCGCCAUCGUCAGUAUCAAUGCUACAUGUGCGAAUAUUCAUCGCUGAAUACGACCAAACUACGAAAUCACAUGCGAAAAGCCAUUCCAUUGCAAGUGGUGCAAAGCACGGUUUUCCCACAAAG